AUGGAGCAGACAUCCCCCAGAGGGCCUUCCUCUCCAGCAGCACGAGAACCAAGUCUCAAUCUCCCUUCAACCACCGAUCCCCCUGGUCCCCAGAACCCCGCCAAACCCCUCGUAUGGCUGAUCUUUGGCGCAACAGGGCACAUGGGUCGUUCCCUCGUCAAAACCGCCCUCGCCCAUAACGACCUAGUAGCAGCCGUGGGACGAACAUACGAGAAUAGCCCAGCCGCAAUGAAAGAGCUAGAAUCCGCCAACUGCAUCGGACUACUAUGCGACGUACGGGCGCGCGAGACCGUAAAACGCGUCAUCGACCAAACAAUCGCACGGUUCGGACGUAUCGACAUAAUCGCCAAUUGCUCCGGGUACGGCGUCAUCGGCGCAUGCGAAGACCAGGACGAAUUCGACAUCCGCAAUCAAUUCGAGACAAACUUCACCGGUACGCUGAACAUGAUCCAACUAUCGCUGCCGCACUUCCGCCAGCGUCGCGCGGGCCGCUACCUCAUCUUCAGCUCGACAUCCGGUGCGCUCGGCGUGCCGGGGCUGGGUCCUUACUGUGCCUCCAAAUAUGCGGUCGAAGGAUUGAUGGAGAGUAUGUUGUACGAGGUGGAUAGCUUCAAUAUCAAGGGCACGCUGGUGGAGCCGGGUCAUAUGCGUCGCGACGAUGUUGGGGAUUUGGUCUCGCCUGUCCCGACGAACCCGUCCGAGCACCAUCUUUCCGCGCCGCUGCCGCUGUACGGCCAUUUUCUGGUCAAGCCGCCCAGUGAGCCGUAUAAUACCACUACGUCACCAGCGGCGCAUGCGCGGCGGAUGUUGAUGUGGCUGGGUGAUAAGCAGCCUGCUAGUGCUGUCAAGGCGGCGCAUUUGGUAUGGCAGCUUGGCCAUUGCUCUUAUCCACCUCUGCGACUGAUCCUGGGCACGUAUGCGGUGGAAAGUAUACGGGAUCGGCUGAAGUGUAUCAUUGAGGAGAUUGAGGAUUGGAAAUACCUCAGUUUCCCGAUGGGGGAGACGCAGCCAGCGGCUGGGAAUGGGCGGGAUCGGUCUUCUUUCCCCGAGAAUGGGAGUGAAAGGGGCAACGGAUGA
Messenger RNA from Penicillium paradoxum, 1077 nucleotides. Its product is annotated as SDR family oxidoreductase. Lineage: Eukaryota; Fungi; Ascomycota; Eurotiomycetes; Eurotiales; Aspergillaceae. The record is from RefSeq and is a predicted model, not a curated record. The coding region runs from base 1 to 1077 and encodes 358 amino acids. The transcript is spliced from 2 exons.